AGAGAGGUGUUCGAGUCGCUUCUGUGAAGCCUAACUCUGUUUGCAUCUCAUCUAGUCAGAAGAGUCGGGUAAUUGACUGGCGCAUUGAGACAUCUGCGCCAGCCCGGACCCGACCGUGGCUAGAGGUGGAAGAUGAACUCGCUGAACCUCUUGUCGUCUCGAGUCAUUGGUCAAUCUUCCAAUCCGAGCCGGAACCGCCAGCGAUCCCGUUCGCAGGACGAGACUCCUCCGUCGAGUUCCGCCGCCGAUCUUGCCAAUCUUCGCUCGUACAGUGGAAAUGACUUUCCCGCUGCCUUUUCCCGCGAAAAGAGUGGUGUCGAUGACGACCCCGGGGACGAGCAUGCCACGGACUCCCCGUUCGAUGAGAAGACCCCACUGGUUCGGGGCCUCCACAAGGACGGUUCCCUGGCGACGAGAAGCUCUUACGGAUUAGUGACGAGGCGGUUCUUUGACGCGAUUGCGGAAACUAUCAAAUUCAUUCUCUCUACGUUGGCUGCGCCGGGCAUCUAUGUCGCCCAGCUGUUUCGCGAUGAUGACGGUUACUAUACUCCCAUGGCCCCAGUGAGGAAACUCCGGCGGUCGCUCUUUGGUCCUCCGACAAAUGGUACAAGCCCUUCGAAUAGGGGUGCGAAAGCAGGUGGGCGGCGAAGGCCGGGCUCGGCGCGAAAGCUGAAGGGCCAUGCCUCGCGCGAUUCCAUCGUCUCCAGUACCUCCGAGUCCGAAGGAGACCAUCGUCGGGGCAUUCAGGGUCUCACCAGCAGCAAACACCGUCCGUCGAAAUCAAAACCGUCAAAUACUGAACAAGUGUCCGAAGAGAAUACCCCUCGACGUUCCAUUCGCAUCAAGUUACAUAAUGAAGAAGCUCUGAAGCAGCAGCGGCAACGUCGGACCCAGAGCGCGGAUCUCGGCCGGGCAUCACAUAGCCGGCAAGGGUCGCUGGACCCCGACAGUCUGAAAUCGCCCACCUCCUCAGCUUCCGUCCAUCGUGUCACCCGGUAUCCGCACGCGUCUCCGGUCCCGCCGCGGCCGUUGAUCCCUCCGCGGAUCCCAUCGUACCGGGCCGCUUCGCGCUCUACACCCGCUCCCCAGAAGACCCUGGUCCUAGACUUAGACGAGACCCUCAUCCACUCCUUGGCCAAGGGCGGUCGCAUGUCCAGCGGCCACAUGGUCGAAGUCAAGCUGGCUGCCCCGAUGACGACGGCCCUCACGCCCGGAGCCCCGCCCACGACGCUGGGACCGCAACAUCCCAUCCUAUACUACGUGCACAAACGGCCGCACUGCGACGACUUCCUGCGCAAAAUCUGCAAAUGGUACAAGCUGGUGGUCUUCACCGCCAGCGUGCAGGAAUAUGCCGACCCAGUCAUUGACUGGCUGGAGCAAGAGCGGAAGUACUUCCACGCGCGGUUAUACCGGCAGCACUGCACAUUCCGCAACGGCGCGUACAUCAAGGAUCUGAGUUCGGUCGAGCCGGACCUGAGCAAGGUUAUGAUUUUAGACAACAGCCCCAUGAGCUAUAUUUUUCACGAGGAUAAUGCUAUUCCCAUCGAGGGGUGGAUCAGUGAUCCCACCGAUAAUGGACUCCUCCACAUCAUCCCAAUGUUGGAAGCCCUGCAGCAUGUAACCGACGUGCGGGCAUUCCUAGCCCUACGACGUGGCGAAGCCGAGUCGUAGCGUGGAAUGAGGACGUGACGUACUAGAACGGAUGGAAUGAAGCAAACGAAGAUUAGAAAGAAAAGAAAAACUGAAAAAAAAAAAAAGUCAAAAAGGAAAACGAAAACCCAAACCCAUACAUACAUACACAGGCCCGGCUUUCAAUCACCAAUGUGUCUCCCCUGAAAGAUGAUUCAACCUCUAAUAAACGCAUUUCUCUCCUCCAUCAUCAUACCAAGUGAGCUUGAGCUGUGCGUGUGUGUUUCAAGAAAGCAUGAACGAAGUGCCUGUCUACUCUAGCAUUCCUUCAUCGUCAUACCCCCCUCUAUUCUAUAUCAUAUUUUCUAUUACUUGCGAUU
Messenger RNA from Aspergillus campestris IBT 28561, 2009 nucleotides. RefSeq names its product Nem1-Spo7 phosphatase catalytic subunit NEM1 (gene nemA). The record is from RefSeq and is a predicted model, not a curated record. The transcript has 3 exons. Gene Ontology annotation, molecular function: protein serine/threonine phosphatase activity. The coding region runs from base 133 to 1671 and encodes 512 amino acids. NCBI's taxonomy places the organism in Eukaryota, Fungi, Ascomycota, Eurotiomycetes, Eurotiales, Aspergillaceae.